This is a messenger RNA of Lottia gigantea (owl limpet), 3652 nucleotides long. RefSeq lists its product as hypothetical. The coding region runs from base 133 to 2901 and encodes 922 amino acids. Gene Ontology annotation, cellular component: DNA-dependent protein kinase-DNA ligase 4 complex; DNA ligase IV complex. The record is from RefSeq and is a predicted model, not a curated record. Gene Ontology annotation, molecular function: DNA ligase (ATP) activity; DNA binding; ATP binding. The transcript has 19 exons. Gene Ontology annotation, biological process: DNA biosynthetic process; DNA recombination; double-strand break repair via nonhomologous end joining. Lineage: Eukaryota; Metazoa; Mollusca; Gastropoda; Lottiidae.
GGACUUUAUAAUAUCAACAUUGCAUUUCGACAUUUCUCUAACAAAACUUGAAAUUCCAUUUUUCUUUGGUAAGAAAUCAGCAAAAACUGUAGAUUCAUCAACGUUAAGAUAGCAAUAUUGCUGCAGCAAAAAAUGGCAGCUUCUACAUCUAGGGAUGCUAAUGAAGUGACAGUUGCUUCCAAAGUUGGUUUUGCUGAAUUAUGUGGACUUUUAGAAAAGAUUAGCAAAACUCAAGGCAAUGACAAGAAAAAGAAAGUUUUGAAAGAGUUUGUUGAUAUCUGGAGAAAUUAUCAUAAGGAAUUGCAUGGAGACAAACCUGACUUGGUGGAUUCAUUUUACCCAGCCAUGAGAUUAUUGUUACCUCAUCUAGAUAAAGAAAGACUGGCUUAUGGCAUUAAAGAGAAUAUGCUGGCUAAAUUGAUGAUUGAAGUUUUAUGUUUGGGUAAAGAUAGUCCAGAUGCAACAAGAUUGUUGAAUUUCAAAGCACCUAAAACAGCUAGAGGGGAUGCUGGUGAUUUUGCUAAUGUAGCCUACUAUGUAUUAAAAAACAGGUGCCCUGACAAAGGUACAUUAGCUAUACAAGAUGUUAAUGAUUGUUUAGAUGCUAUAGCUAAUAAUAAUGCAGCUAAGAAGAAAGAACCAGUUCGAAAAAAUAUCCUCCAUUUAUUAAAGAAUCUAUCAGCUAUAGAACAGAAAUGGUUAAUAAGAAUGAUUGUGAAAGAGCUAAAAGUUGGUUUGAGUCAGGCCUCCAUGCUGUCUGUGUAUCAUACAGAUGCUGAAGAGCUAUAUAAUGUUAACAAUAACCUUGAGAAGGUGUGUAGAUUAUUGAGAGAUCCAGCUGUUAGAGCACAUGAGAUAGGAAUAACUAUCUUCUCGCCUUUUACUCCAAUGUUAGGAGAAAGAGGCUCACCAGAAAAGGUGGAGAAUUUAAUGGAUGGUAAAAUGUAUUUUAUUGAAACUAAGUUUGAUGGAGAGAGAAUGUUAUUACAUAAAAAUGAAGAAGAAUAUAAAUAUUUUUCUAGAAGUGGUAAAGAAUAUACACACGUGUUUGGUAGUAAUGCAUUUGAUGGUUCUCUAACUCCCUAUAUAGCUAAUAGUUUUAAACCAGGUAUAAAGAAAUGUAUAUUAGAUGGAGAAAUGUUGGGCUAUCAUGCUCAAACUCAAACUUAUGGUACGAAAGCUGAAAAGUUUGAUAUUAAAUCAUCAGAUUUAGCUGAAACUAAAGGAUAUCAAGCUUGUCUACAAGUAUUUGAUAUUUUACUCUAUAAUGAUAAAGUUCUGACUAAUCUACCAUUAAAAGAAAGAUUAAAGUAUAUAGAUAAAGUAUUUAAUACUAUAGAAGGUAGAAUACUGAUCAGUCAGGUUAAAGAGGGACAUAACAAUCAAGAUUGUGCGGAUGCUCUGAAUGAGGCUAUAGAUGGUAGAGAGGAAGGUAUUAUGGUGAAGAACCCAGAAUCAGUGUACAGACCUAACACAAGAAAAGGAGGAUGGUUUAAAAUUAAACCUGAGUAUAUCGGUGGUUUAAUGGAUGAGUUAGAUAUAGUUAUAGUUGGAGGAUAUUUUGGUGUAGGAAGUAGAGCUGGUAUGAUGUCACAUUUUAUGUGUGCUGUGGCUGUACCUUCUGAUGAUGGGGAACAUCCUCAAGUUUUUCAUUCAUUUUGUAAGGUUGGUUCAGGUUAUUCUAAGAAAGAAUUAAGUGACUUCAAUAAGAAACUAGCUGAUCAUUGGCAAGUAUUUGACAAGAGGAACCCUCCAGACUGCCUGAUUUUAGCAGCAGGAUUUAAAGAGAAACCAGAUGCCUGGAUCCAUCCUUCUAAAUCAUGUAUUGUUCAGGUGAAAGCUGCUGAAAUAACCGAGAGUGAUAAAUAUAAAACUGGUUGUACAUUAAGGUUUCCUAGAGUGGAAUGUUUUCGAGAUGAUAAACCCUGGUUUGAAUGUUUAUCUACUGUAGAACUUGAAGAAUUAAGACAGAAGUCUGGAGGUAAAUUAGCUGGAACAAGAUAUGAUUUAGAUGACAGUGCUCCAGUGAAGAAGAAGCGUAAAGUGAUAUCAAGAGUUGUCCGCCCUACAUUAGGUUCACGAUUUAAAGCCAUAGAUACCUCUAAUAUUACGCAGAUAUCCAAGAUGUUAGAAAAUAAAGAAAUAUGUGUAAUAAAUGGAUCUGAAGAUUGGCCGAAACCAGAAUUAGAGAAGAAAAUAGUAGAAUAUGGUGGAACAAUUGUACAAAAUCCAGGUGGAGAAACAUACUGUAUAUUAGCUGAUAAGAUAGCUGUAAGAGUUAAUAACCUUAUCAAACGUAAUAUUUAUGAUAUUGUUAAAGGUACUUGGUUUGUUAGAUGUAUUGAAAAUGAAACAUAUAUUCCAUGGACUCCAGGAGAUAUGAUACACAUCUCACCUAAAACUCAACGUAAGUUUGAUGAAGAUUAUGAUGUAUAUGGUGAUAGUUAUUAUACAGAUACACAAGAAGAUCAGUUAAAACAUGUUUUUGAUAAAAUGGAAAAGUUUGAAGAUGAAGAUAUGUUAGACAAUGAAGAUAUAGCUAAGAUAGAAGAGAAUUAUUUUCCUGAUGAAUCACCUUAUGGUUUAUUUAGAACGUGCAGGAUCUAUGUGGAUAACAAUUUAGUUAUCAGUGAUGCCUCAACAAAAAUUCCUAAUAGUAGUCUUGAUCUUAUUGGCCUGGAGUUGAGAUUCUUUGGUGCAACAGUGUCAGAAAGACUGGAUGAAAAGGUCUCACAUGUAUUGAUAGAUUCAAAAGAUACAAGUCGUGUUGGUCAGCUACGUGAAGUUAGAAGAAGAAGAAGUAAAAAGUUCAAUAUUAUCAAUGAAGAUUGGAUUAAAACUUGUAUUGAAGAAGGAGAGCUAUGUAAUGAAAGGAAAUAUGAGCCAACUGUUACUACCUGAUAGAUUAUGACUGGACUCAGAUGGAUAUAAUAAUAUAAAUUAUGGCAGCUACUGACAAUGAAGUGAAAGAACAGUGUUGAGGCUUGACUGACAUCUACGUAAAUCAUAGAUGUGCACUUACAGAGACAAAUAGAUAUAAUGUAUUACAACAUUAGUCUUCAAUUUCUUAUAUGUUUAUCUGUAAUGGUAUAUAUGUUUCCACUUACAGCUGCAUUUAGACAUUAACACUUUGAUCUUUUCAUUAUGGUAAGAUAAAUAGUAAUUGAAUCUUAUUCAGUCCAAAAGCUGUGUAUAACAGCAUAAUUAUGCUACCUCAAAAUAAAGCAAUUGAUUCUGUUUUUUUUUUGCAUUAACCCAUCUAUGAAUAUCUUUGAUGAAAACUAAGCCCCUGUUAAUAUUUUCAUAAGGAAAUUAUGAUUUCUUUAGAAAAUCAAAAUUCAAUGGGUAACUUCUUUGAAUGUUUGUCAAACUCUACUUUAACUGAAGGUUAAUUUCAACACUUAGAAGUGUCAACAAGAUUAAUCAAUGUUUAAAUGGAAAUCAUGUUCCUCAUAACAGUACAUCAUGUACUUGCACCAGUUAAAAAUUGUUAGUGUAUGUGUUCAAUGUAAAUAUAUAUUUGUUUGUGUUUGUUUAUGAAUGCCACACAUUUUUAAGAAAUUCAUUGUUUUUAUUCCUUUACAUCAACUCAUGCAUUCAUAAUUUAUUUUAAAAUCAUAACUGACUUUUAUUAAACUUAAAUGAAAAACAU